This is a messenger RNA of Cadophora gregata, 798 nucleotides long. RefSeq lists its product as uncharacterized. Lineage: Eukaryota; Fungi; Ascomycota; Leotiomycetes; Helotiales; Ploettnerulaceae. The record is from RefSeq and is a predicted model, not a curated record. The transcript has 2 exons. The coding region runs from base 1 to 798 and encodes 265 amino acids.
AUGACGUCUCUGGCAACGCCAAAAUCAUUCCAACGCUUCAGCAGCCUCCCAGUAGAGCUCCGAAUCACGGUUUGGCGCUUCGCUCUUCCAGAUCCAAGACUUGUGAAAGUCAACUACAACGUUCAGACUGGUCGCUUCUACAGCACCGCCAAAACCCCAGUCAGUCUCCAGAUCUGCCAGGAAUCGCGUCACGAAGCAAGAAAUUGGGAACUGCAUUUUGGCACCGUCGGUCAUCCACCUCAGAUCCGUGCGAAUCUUAACAUCGACACCAUCCAGCUAGAAUGGGAGCCUAUCCGCGUGCAGGCCGUCCCCACAAGAGAACUCCACAGGAUUCGCCAUCUGGCAGUGGGAGGGAUGGAUAUACAACGAGUCGAGGCCGACACCAUACUCGCCCAACUCCUCUCAUUCCGCAAGCUGGAACAUCUGACUCUCGUAUCACCACCACCAGAGCCUUUGUGUGCUAGGUAUCACAGCACAGAAUACUCUUUAUUUCGGAGUAUAAGUGGCGAGCAUGAGAUGUCCGCGCGAGUAAAAGCUGAACUUUUGGCGCAUUCCGAGAGAAGGUAUAUGUCAUUUCAGCAACAUGCGGCGUUGGUGACGGCGAUGUUUAGAUUGAAGGAUGUUAGUAGGAGAUGGAAGAUGCCGAAGUUGUGGUUGAUUACUACAAAUCAGUGGGAUGAAAUGAUCGGGCCGUGUAUUUGGACUCUUACUGAACUUCUUGGAUUACAUACUGAGUUGAAACGCCUCGGCGUGGCAGACGUUGAUGUUAGAAUCGUAAAGAAUUGUUUACAGUCUUGA